Racocetra fulgida is the source of this 528-nucleotide messenger RNA. The record is from the annotation of a GenBank genome assembly. Lineage: Eukaryota; Fungi; Glomeromycota; Glomeromycetes; Diversisporales; Gigasporaceae.
AUGCAACCAAGCAUUAUCGAUUUGAUUCCUGGUGAUGAUGGAUACUCUGAUCUUAAAAGAAUAAACAUAGUUACUGGAUUAACGAAUAGAUCUAGUAAUAUCACUUCAUACGAUGAUUUGAAAAAACUUGGUAACAGUGUACAAAUUUUCCAAUCUGAUAUUUAUUACAAUCUUCCAAACCCUGCUGACGGUCAAGAAAUGUUUGGUUACUAUAAAGGUGUUCAGUUUCGUUAUUUUAAUUUCGGUAUUAAUACAGCAGGUAAUGCUACUGCUCCUAUAUAUCAUGUGAAUUCAGACAACGGUACCUUAAUAUCAGCUAUUCUUAGUACGGUUCCAGGACUUAGUAACUAUUCUGGAAUUUGGACCGUAUAUGAUAUCACCGCUGAAGAUAAAGCUCCAAUAACUUCUUUUAGUCAAGUUUCGAAUCUUGAACAAGUUUAUAGUGGUGUCGUUGCAAAUUGUCCUGUUUCCCUAACUUCAUUUCCCAGACCUAGUGCUAAAAGUUCUGCAAAAGGUCCUCGGCAAUGA